Messenger RNA from Prorocentrum cordatum, 820 nucleotides. NCBI's taxonomy places the organism in Eukaryota, Dinophyceae, Prorocentrales, Prorocentraceae. The record is from the annotation of a GenBank genome assembly.
GGCGCCCCCUCUCGGGCGGCGUGCCCGCGGGUGCUGCUGCGCGCCACCCACGCCAUCGCGUCCAGCGAGGGCAUCUGGCAGGAACUCUAUUUCGCCCUUCGGGACAAGGACACUUUGGAGGUCAUGGGCCUGACAGCAGGGGGUGGCAAGAAACUUUUCAAGCGCAUGAAGGAUGGCGACAUCGACUUUGUGGACUUCUUGCUUGUGGUCUGGCUCCUCAACGACCUGGGCGGGGACCUGGGCGACGUGCAGCAGCUCGCCGAGGCCCGAGAGUCCCCCCACGGCUCAGGUCUUGCUGGGAAGCUGAAGGGGUACAAGGUCAUCCUGGACGCCAUGACGCCCGAGGAGCGCGCGAACCCCGACCUCUUCGUGCGCGACUGCGAGCGGGCUCCGGAGGCCGCGGCCCGCGUCGAGGAGCGCGGCGGGCUGCCUCCCGGCGCGGUGAGCGAUUUCGCGGAGGAGUUCCGCAGCAUGCGGCUGAUGCUCCACACCCUGGGUGCCUCGCGCGCCAUAUGACCAGCCAGAUGAUCCUCGAGCGCGCCCGCGACACCGGGAUGGGCAGCAACCGCAGGGCGCGGCGCAAGGUGCUCAGAACCGCGGGGGGGCCGGGCGGGAAGCGGCCCGAGUGGAUGGACGUGUAGCGCCCCGCGUGGCCGGCACCAGAAAGGUUUCAGCUGCGACCUCUUUCUUCUCCUCUCGCUUCGUCCAUUUUCCUCUCGGCCGCCCCCCCCCCCCGCCUCUUUGCCCGUUGGCCAAUUCGCUAAUUAGUGCCCCGUUUCUAGCUUCUCGCUGGAGCGGAGUUCGCCGCCUCGCCGCUGAC